This is a messenger RNA of Neurospora hispaniola, 2256 nucleotides long. RefSeq lists its product as uncharacterized. Lineage: Eukaryota; Fungi; Ascomycota; Sordariomycetes; Sordariales; Sordariaceae. The coding region runs from base 1 to 2256 and encodes 751 amino acids. Gene Ontology annotation, cellular component: SCF ubiquitin ligase complex. Gene Ontology annotation, biological process: SCF-dependent proteasomal ubiquitin-dependent protein catabolic process. The record is from RefSeq and is a predicted model, not a curated record. Gene Ontology annotation, molecular function: protein binding. The transcript has a single exon.
AUGGAUUCACGACCAAGCAGGCCGUCAACGCCCAUAUCGGCCAGCAAUGGCAUACUUGAAAAUGGAGAAGUGAUGAGGGCAAGGAGUAAAGGACGCGAGAAACUGCUCCGAGGUCUCCAGCGUAUCUCAUCAUCACCGGCCUUGGCUCCUUUUCAACGCCAAAGGUCAUCGAGCAGUCCCUACCACGGCCAUAGCAAUCUGUCAUGCGUUAGUCUGGCUACGCCCAGUGCGCCAUCUCCCUUUGGUCAGACCAGCAUCAGCUCUUCAUACUUCUCUCACGGAGCGUCGACGGCUUCUUCCAGCGUUCCUUCUACGGCUCCGACCACCCCGGGCUUCCAGUCGCCCGGUUGCAAUGUUUCGGAUCCCAUGCUGGCGGUCCGCAAAGUUGGCCAUCCCGUUCAUGCGACGACUUCGAUCGCCUUACCUCAUCACAAGAAAAAGUUGACUACAUUUAACCUUUGGGUCAACAUGCCGCAUGAAAUCAGAAUCCAUGUUCUCUCGUUUCUCACCCCCAAGGAGCUGGUUCGCACAUCGCGUGUCAGCAAGGACUUGUAUAAUAUGUGCUAUGACGGGCAACUCUGGACGAGAUGUGACGCCUCGGAGUUCUAUCAACAAAUACCAGCCGAGGCACUAGCCCAAAUCAUUGUAUCAGCGGGCUCAUUCAUUAAGGAUCUCAACCUUCGAGGAUGUGUGCAGUUGGAGCACCACAGACGCGCAGAGAUGGUGGUGAAAGCUUCUCGCAAUCUGGUCAAUGCUACCCUGGAAGGUUGCCGAAACCUACAACGGCAGACACUGCACGAUUUGAUCAAGAGGAACAACAGACUUGUCAACCUCAAUCUUACAGGCUUGCCAGCCGUCUGCAACACAACCCUGAGACUUAUUGCCGAGUCCUGCCCGCAGUUGGAGAUGCUGAACGUCUCAUGGUGCAAACACAUGGAUGCUAAGGCCAUCCAAACCGUGUUGGAAGGAUGCCCGAAGCUCAAAGACCUGCGAGUCGGUGAGGUCAAGGGAUUCAAGGACUUGGAAGUCGCAAAAUCCAUCUUUACCACCAACAACCUCGAACGCCUCGUUCUAGCAGGAUGCGAAGAUCUGAGUGACGCCGCGCUACAAGUCAUGAUGCACGGGGUGGAUCCCGAAAUCGACGUUCUCACAAACACGCCUAUGGUGCCACCUCGAAAACUUCGUCACCUCGAUCUUUCCCGAUGCAAUCGUCUCACCAGCCAGGGCGUUCAAGCCCUAGGCCACCUGGUUCCAGAGCUCGAAGGUCUAAUCCUCUCCGGUAUCACGACCCUGACCGACUCGGCAGUGGAACCGAUCCUAGCGUCUGCUCCCCGUCUUACGCACCUUGAACUCGAAGAUCUCGGGGAGUUGACCAACUCUCUCUUGUCCGAACACCUCGCCAAAGCUCCCUGCGCGAGCAAGCUCGAACACCUCAGCAUUGGCUACUGCGGCAACCUAGGCGACACGGGCAUGCUACCCGUCUUCCGCGCUUGCACAUCUCUCCGCAGCGUGAUUAUGGAUAACACGCGCAUCAGCGAUUUGGUCCUGGCCGAAGCAGCUUCUAUGGUCCGUCAGCGCGCGAUGGACGCCAGGCGUCGGGCCAUCUCUCUCAGCCCUCAGCAGGUCUCAGGCUUGCCAAAUGUCACUCUACACUUGACCGUCUACGACUGCGGCAACGUCACCUGGACCGGAAUCCGCGAAGUCCUCAGCCGAAACACCGAACCCAUGAAAAUUUCGGUUCCUACCACUGAUACUCCCUCCAUCACCCUUACCGAGGAACCAUCAUCAUCCGACCUCACAACCUCCAUGUUCGACACCGACAACAAAUCCGGCACCGCCACCACCACCCCCAUCAACCCCUCUCCCACCACAAGCACAACCGUUGGUACCACCACCUAUUCCUGCCCGCCCACGGAAACAAUUGCCCUAAAAUGCUACUACGGCUGGCAACAAACCGUAGACGAGCACACCAAGCGCGUGCUUCGCGGGUCCUUUCCCUCGGCUCGCCGUCUUGAGGCCAAGUGGGCGCAGUAUAUGCAAGCCGAGGAAGAGGAGCGGGCGGGCGGGGACGGUGCCGGAAGGAGGAGACGCAGGAGGAGAGCGAGGGAGGCCGCGAUGGUGCAUGCUAAUGAGGAGGGUCUGGGCCAUCUAGGUGAGGAUGGUGAGGAUGUUUGGGGGGCUGGAGGUGGUGACGAAGGGAUGGGAGUGGCAGGAGGGAGGAGGAGGGCUAGGACUGCUGUUUGUGUUGUUAUGUGA